UUCAAUAAAAAUCCACAUAGUGAACCCAUCAAGUUAGUCCCAGACUAUUGCCGACCCUCAUUGUUCACCGUCACCGUUGCACAAGAAGGUAGAAUGGCCCUCUCGCCCCCGCCUAUGCCAGACACCAGCGACGACGUCACACUCAACGAUGCUGCACAGAAUGAGGCCUCCAAUUUACCCCACCCCCCGACGGAAAUCAUCACGAUCCCAGGCCCCAUCAGCAGGCCGAACGAUAUGCAAAUGAAUUACAAUGCAUUCCGUCUCCCUCCAAACUUCCACUACAGAGUACAGGGGAUGUUCAGUGUACACCUUCGUCUCAACGUAUCGAAGAUAGCCCAGCAAGCAUGGGACAAUGCGAACGAUCAUGCCGUAAUCAUAGUCCCCUUGUAUAUGACCUUCUCCCUAUCCAGAAUGCAAAAAGCCAAAGUAGAUACGUUAAUCUUCCUCAAGAGAGCAUUCCCAGAAUCGGCAGCAACCUUAAACGUCGUCCUGCCAGCCAAGGCAGCAAACCAAAACCCAAAGCUUGACGAACCAUUGCCAUGGGGAAUAAUGGUAGCCGGCUUACAAUACCAAGAUGCGGCAACCCUUUUGCACCACCACUUCUGGCUCUCCUACAAGUUCAGCUUCGUAGCAUACCCAGCAACCCCUUUCACCUCGGACUGGAUUGGGAAUUGGGCCUUUGCAGCUGACGAAAGCGAUGAGGCUAUUGUCUUGGAAUGCCUGCGCCAAAACUUGGCCACCCCCCAAACCACGAUAGGAAAAUACCUAAUGAAGGCCAUCCCCGACGAACAAGCCCGGCAAGAUAUCAUAAACUCGGCACGAGUUCGCCCAAUCAGGCCAAUACCAAAUGAUAAUGAUACCAUCCACUGGGCCUUCCUCGUGGACAGUCCCCACCCUGAAGACGUCGACGAACACCGACUUUGGGUAAAUGCCGCUUAUGCAACGGAAUGGUUUCACCCCGCCAUCUCAGCGGGUGAACUACGCAUCCCCCGCACCGCUUGCAGAUGCUGCAAAGGGCGCGACCACUUCACUGUGCAAUGCCCCUUAACCAAAAUCCCCUACUGGCGCUCUCCAUUUCCCUCGAAAGUUCUAGAUGAGACAGACUUCAGCCUAACCAACGCAAACUCUAUCGCUGAAUAUGAACGCAGAGCAAUGUCGGCCAUCAUGGCCCCCACUCCCGCAUGCAAAACACGCCGGAGAGAAACCAACUCCGCAAACUGCGGCGGGGCAUCAGCACCAGCACCAGAAGGCGAAACACCAGAGCCACCCAACGAGGCAGAGGUAACCGAAGAGCAGUCAAGUCCAGAGGCCAUCGUAACAUGUAAAAUGCUUAGAAUCGAUGCUCAAUGACUGAAUAGUGCACCCAUGCACAAACCGGCUAUUCACAAUUAACCAAGAAACCAAAGAGGGAAAUCGCACCCACGAGGUAGCUGCCUCCCACUUGCGGAGGAUAGUCUUCAAAGUUGAAGUCACUGAGACUUACCACAAUGCAAGCCACGCAUAGUGAGACCGAUCCAGCAGGUUUUAUCGUCGCCUAUUCAUCGAAUCGGACAACGUGGUCUAGAUCAUGAGCUCCUGGGAAGGCCAUAUUAGUACUAAGUGGCCAACCAACCUGGAACUCAUGGGGCUCCCUAGUGGAAGAGGCCCAAUUAGGC
Molecule: messenger RNA, 1655 nt
Organism: Cantharellus anzutake
Lineage: Eukaryota; Fungi; Basidiomycota; Agaricomycetes; Cantharellales; Hydnaceae
Exons: 2
Coding region: 94-1350 (418 amino acids)
Source: RefSeq, a predicted model, not a curated record